ACGCUCAAAUUUCGCAAUCAGUCCAACCACUACAAUGCCGACAUUUACAGUCUACAAGGGUAGAAAGGACGGCAAGGUCACGAAGAGCGAGACCUCAAAACCUGAUCUGAAAGGUGACGAGGUCUUCCUCAAAGUGACCGCCUCUGGCCUGUGUGGAACUGAUCUUCAUUAUCGCGAGCAAGAUAUGGCUCUUGGUCACGAGGGCGUUGGUGUUGUUGAGGAAGUCGGACCUCAUGUCACAUAUAUGAAGAAGGGCGAUCGUGUUGGCUGGGGUUACGAGCACGACUCAUGUGGUCACUGCGAACAUUGUUUGAAGGGCGCGGAGACAUACUGCCCUGAGCGGGCAAUGUACGCUUCGGCAGAUCUUGAUCAAGGCUCAUUUGCCUCCCAUGCCGUAUGGCGCGAAGCAUUCCUAUUCCCUAUUCCCGACAACCUUAGCGAUGAAGACGCUGCGCCGCUGAUGUGUGGUGGUUGCACUGUGUUCAACGCGCUUCACGCCUAUGAUACACAACCGACCGAGGCAGUCGGCGUCAUGGGGGUCGGAGGUCUCGGCCAUCUUGCCAUUCAAUUUGCUGCGAAAAUGGGAUGCCACGUCGUCGCCCUAUCAGGGUCUGACAGCAAGAAGGAAGAAGCAACAAAGCUCGGUGCCAACGAAUUCAUCGCCAUGAAGGACGUAAAGGAGGUGAAAGCCUCACGGCCUUUGAACCGUCUCCUCGUCACAACAUCGGCUCAGCCGGACUGGGAAAAGCUGAUCCCUGCCAUGGCCCCGGGGGCAACAAUUCACCCGCUUUCGGUUUCAGAAGGCAACUUCUCUAUCCCGUACAUGCCGCUCCUCCUAAAAGGUCUGCGCAUCCAAGGAUCUGUCGUCGCGCCUCGAUUCAUCCAACGCCGCAUGCUGGAGUUCGCAGCGUUCCAUGGUAUCAAGCCAGUGAUUGAGAAGUUCCCCAUGAAUGAGGAGAGCAUCAACAGGGCGAUGGACAAGCUGAAUGACGGCGACGUCCACUACCGCGGAGUUUUCAUCCCGGAGUAAUCGCGUUGAGCGGUCUGACUAGCCAUACCUACUGCAUAUAUUCUUUGAUGACUUUGAGGCAACGAAGCGGGCUGAGCAUGAGGGGCGAAGUAAUGUAAUGAUGAGCAUUGACUGUCGAUUGAUGAUUUCUUUGACGAUAAAAUCGGCAUAUAUUCGCUUCCAUUCUUGUCAUGCUGUAAUGGUGCAUCGCAUGAUAUUCCAGCCGUCUGAUGAAUUCCACGGCGAUCUAUCCAAUUCGAAUGUGUUGCUAGAAGGGUACUGGGUUGGCUGCGCUCAUUUAAGAAGAGACUCAGGAUACUCAAAUGUUUGGUGAGCAUGCGUCUUCAAUACAUCUCCGUCUUGAAACUCUUGCAUAGUAGUCGGAUUCUUCAUGACAACAGGCUUGGUCUCAAUCUCGAUAGUGAC
Messenger RNA from Dissoconium aciculare CBS 342.82, 1435 nucleotides. Its product is annotated as GroES-like protein. Bases 35 to 1030 code for a protein of 331 amino acids. Gene Ontology annotation, biological process: alcohol metabolic process. NCBI's taxonomy places the organism in Eukaryota, Fungi, Ascomycota, Dothideomycetes, Mycosphaerellales, Dissoconiaceae. The record is from RefSeq and is a predicted model, not a curated record. The transcript has 3 exons. Gene Ontology annotation, molecular function: zinc ion binding; alcohol dehydrogenase (NADP+) activity.